Molecule: messenger RNA, 958 nt
Organism: Acomys russatus (golden spiny mouse)
Lineage: Eukaryota; Metazoa; Chordata; Mammalia; Rodentia; Muridae
Gene: Pmm1
Product: phosphomannomutase 1
Exons: 8
Coding region: 77-865 (262 amino acids)
Biological process (GO): mannose metabolic process; protein N-linked glycosylation; GDP-mannose biosynthetic process
Cellular component (GO): cytosol
Molecular function (GO): phosphomannomutase activity
Source: RefSeq, a predicted model, not a curated record
AGUCCCGCCCGACAGCUGUAGCGCGCGACCCGGGCGGCCGCUGCGGCGACAGCGCCCAGCGCGCGGACCUGCAGCCAUGGCUGUCUCCGUCGAGGGUACUCGCAGGAAAGAGCGCAUCCUCUGCCUGUUUGACGUGGACGGGACCCUCACGCCAGCUCGCCAGAAAAUUGACCCUGAGGUAUCAGCCUUCCUACAGAAGCUCCGAAGUAGGGUGCAGAUCGGCGUGGUGGGUGGCUCCGACUACUCGAAGAUCGCCGAGCAGCUGGGUGACGGGGAUGAAGUCAUUGAGAAGUUUGACUAUGUAUUUGCCGAGAACGGGACCGUCCAGUACAAGCACGGGCGGCUGCUCUCCAAGCAGACGAUCCAGAGCCACCUCGGGGAGGAGCUGCUGCAGGACCUGAUCAACUUCUGCCUCAGCUACAUGGCCCUGCUCAGGCUACCCAAGAAGCGUGGGACGUUCAUUGAGUUCCGGAACGGCAUGCUGAACAUCUCGCCCAUCGGCCGCAGCUGUACCCUGGAGGAGAGGAUCGAGUUCUCCGAACUGGACAAGAAGGAGAAGAUCCGGGAGAAGUUUGUGGAAGCCCUGAAGACAGAGUUUGCUGGCAAGGGGCUGAGGUUCUCCCGAGGAGGCAUGAUAAGCUUCGAUGUCUUCCCUGAGGGCUGGGACAAGCGCUGCUGCCUGGACGGCCUGGAUGAGGACAGCUUUGACACCAUCCACUUCUUUGGGAAUGAAACCAGCCCUGGUGGGAACGACUUUGAGAUCUAUGCAGACCCCCGGACUGUCGGCCAUAGCGUGGUCUCCCCUCAAGACACUGUACAACGAUGCCGAGAGCUUUUCUUCCCAGAGACAGCCCACGAGGCAUGACGGUGCCCACAGCUGGGCAUUGGGACCUUCAGGAAGUUCUGGCCAAGCCUCAAGAGAGAACCGUGGGGUGCCAGGGUUCCCAUCCUACUGUCC